AUGGAAAUCAUCACCUUGAUGCCGCCAGGGCACCGAGCUGACGAGUCCUUGACGGCCUUUAACGAUAUUGGUCAGUACAAGACGGUCAAGGAAAAUACCAGGGAUGAAAUCCAAAUUUUUGCUAACGUAUACGGGUCUGCGUAUUACGGCUGGUUCGGCGGCAACUACCUGUCGGAACUACCCAAGGGAGAGGUUGAAAAAUUGAGCGAGCAUUACAGUCCCAUGCAUGUAAAGGGUCGGGGUAUGCGACUGGGCGACAACAACCACCGCCUGGUUAACGUCGAAACGUCCAACAAGGCUACACGACGAGCCUCUAAUAUGGUUAUAGACAGCGACGUUGAUGAGGAUAUUGGCAUGACCGAUAUGAGUAACCUUUUUACUCGGUGA
Molecule: messenger RNA, 387 nt
Organism: Sphaeroforma arctica JP610
Lineage: Eukaryota; Ichthyosporea; Ichthyophonida
Exons: 2
Coding region: 1-387 (128 amino acids)
Source: RefSeq, a predicted model, not a curated record